Fraxinus pennsylvanica is the source of this 573-nucleotide messenger RNA. The record is from the annotation of a GenBank genome assembly. Lineage: Eukaryota; Viridiplantae; Streptophyta; Magnoliopsida; Lamiales; Oleaceae.
AUGUCGCGACUGCCGCGAUGGACAUUUUAUCUAUGGGUGGCGAUGGAAAAGUUGUUGGUGUUGCAGAUCGGGCCGAAGAAGAUGAACAAGUGGCUGGUGCUGCAGAUCUACGAUGGAGAUUUUUUUUUGAGUGGUACAAUGGAGUUGUGCAGUGUUGAUGUGGGUGUGGUUGCGGGUGAUGGUUGGGUGUGCGUGCGUGCGGCGGUGGUGGUCGUGGUGUUGACGGUUUGGGUUGUGUUUUCAGUUGUGGAUGGGGGCUAUGGUGGUGGUGGUGUUUGGGUAGCGACGAUUAUGUUUGGUCGUGGUGUUGACAGUUUGGGCUGUUUUUUCAGUUGUGGAUGGGGGCUGUGGUUCUGGUGGUGCUUGGGUAGCGGCGAUUAUGUUAGAUCUGGUGAUGGAUCAGGCGGCAGCGGCGUAGUAAAGUUCUCUGCAUCUCUUCCCUGCCCACUAGUCUCUCACGAUUUCAGAUCACAGGAGAAAUACUGGGAAGAGAAGCCUGGUCAAGAUGUACCCCUAGUGAAGCCAAAGUUUUAUGGCGGACCUUGGAGGGUAAUGAGAGGUGAUAUGGGAUGA